AUGAAGCUUUCUGCAAAUGAGCCAGAACAUGCUCUUGAGGAUGAUUAUCGCAUGGCUCUUGCGACUGCGCAUUUCGAGAGAGAUUUCGAUCGCGUUAAUAGACACACAAUACAACUUCUUGAUGCCGAGCGUGGUCGCACGAACUGCAUGGAACGGUUGCUUCUCCGCAUCGAAAAUGAACAUUUACAAAUGCAAGUAAACCGGACGGGCCUAGAGUUGAUCCAGGCUCGGGAGAUAGAAUCCAACACCCGCCUCGACCUUGAGGACGCUGUCAGAGAACUCGAUCGUCUGAAGGACCUUGCCCAAGCAUCAUCGCGUGAAAUAGACAACCUUCGUCAUGAACUUGCAUCAUUGAACACAGUUGCUUCAGAUACUCAGAAAUUACAAGCAGAAAAAGUUCGCCUAAUCAGAGAAAUCUCGAGUAUACGGUCCGAAGUUGAGGAACUCAGGUCUCAAAACGCCUCCGCCAAUGCACUUCUCACGGAAAAACAAGAGAUGUCUCGACAGCUAAACGCGCUCGAAUUACAAUUAGAGAAUGAGAAACGCGCGCAUGAACGUGCCCUUGCGAAAGAAUCCCAGCAAACAGACGAGGUCGCAGCACUUACUGCGAAACUCGAUGAAGCGCGACGGGAACUGGGACUGGCGCGUCGCUACAGACAAGAGGGUAUACAGCACAAAGGCAGCGCUCUUAUGGCCAACUCGACACCAGCUUCCGGGAAAAGGAAGGGUAUUAACCCAAACCUGGUGACGGUGAAAGACCGCCACCUAGAAGACACACAGGUGCAGCAGCAAGAAGGUUGGAGCACAAUCACCACCACGAAGGUCCCGAUUGAGCGACCCGAUGGGCCACAUCCUCGGAAAGCGACAAGUCGCUUGCAUUCUGAUUUGACAAUUGCGACGCCCGGCGCUGUUCGUGCGCAACCCCAACAGAAGCCACUUACUACGCUUCCCGGUGAAAAGUCUUCGUUUUCGAUAACUCCUUUCUUGAACCGCACAACGGGGGGGCUCGAAGAAACCUCAACAAGCUCGGACGACGAACUGAAUGAAGAUAGCAAUGCUGCUAAAGAUAGACACCGCACUAAUUCGACCGCAUUUUCCAGACAGCUCAUGCCGUCGGCCGCAAAACAACCUAACGAUCUGGCCAAAAGGGUACCCUUAAAGACGGCCGUAGACGAGGAUACAAGAAACAGACAGAAGCGAAAGGUACUUGGAAGCCCUGAAGGAGACGGGGGCUACCAGACUUCGCUGUCUCACCCUGUUGGGCAAAAGCAAAUCCUGUCCAAGAAACGCAAACUAGGUUUGCAGCGGGAUAGGAGCUUGUUCGACGAAGACGAGGACGAAAUUACCUUGCAGGACACCAGAAAACUAGGACGGAAGCUUCUUGGUGCAGUUCAACCAAGCUUAACAGGAAACCGCGCUUUCACUGGACCCGUGGGGUUCUCGCCCUUGAAACGAGAUAGAAAACGAUUCUGA
Messenger RNA from Aspergillus mulundensis, 1473 nucleotides. RefSeq lists its product as uncharacterized. The record is from RefSeq and is a predicted model, not a curated record. The transcript is spliced from 3 exons. Bases 1 to 1473 code for a protein of 490 amino acids. Lineage: Eukaryota; Fungi; Ascomycota; Eurotiomycetes; Eurotiales; Aspergillaceae.